AUAAGAUAAGACGAAGGUAAGUGAAUACUUUUUUUCAAACUUAAAGAUUAAAUUAAGGGAACAAUGGAAUUUUAAACAGAACGAUUGAAUUUUAAACUUUAUUAGGAAUCAAGGAAUUUACAAGUUAUUAUAAUCAUGACCAUUCGUAUGAUGUACAUGCUGCCUAUGCUUCUAGGCAGAACAUUUCAUGUUGGAGAGCACACAGUGGGAGUUGAUAUAUUUCCCUUAAACGACACCGAACAUCCAAGACUGAAACAGGAGAAUUUCUAUAGAUCAAGUUAUAAAACUAUUGAGACAUCAUCUGAUGUGCAAGAAACAUUAGAAAUCAAUGGAGAUCUGUCGCUCAAUAUUAAAGCUGGAAUGUUCGCAAUCAGCGGAUUUGGAUCUUACAUCAAAUCAGCAAUACGUUCUGAAAAUUCGGUGGAUAUCCUCACUAAAGUCAGUUAUCGAACGAUUUCAAAGACAUUGAACCAUGAUGCCAAACCAAUUGCUCAAUGGCGUACUCUUGACAAGUCUUAUCUGGGUAAACAUUACAUAAAAAGUAUUCUAUAUGGUGGAGAUCUUAUUGCCUGCAUUAGAUUCAAAGCAAAGAAUUCAGAAGAUUUACAGGAUAUUAGAGCCACCAUAAAAACAUCUAUUGCUACUGGAAGAGCUUUGGAUUUAGUUGGCGAAGGUAAGCUGGAAACUUUAGAUCAGAAACUUAGAAAGAAAGCGACGAUGGAAAUAGAUUAUUUUGCGACAGUUCCUUUGGAAGGUGUUGCGAAUAAUAUAAAAGGACUUCGAGCAUUAGUGAGAGAUUUUGAAGAACACGUUAAGAAAGUCAACAAUGGUGAUGGUGUGCCCGUGGAAGUGGAGCUUGGAGAUUUGUCGAUUUAUGAUAGAGGUUUUGAAUACCUCAAAAACACAGAACUAGAAACAGAACUGACGUUUUUUGAAGAAAAAUUGGAUGAUCUAUUAAGUUCUAAAAACCGAAUUAAAAAUUGGGUGGAAAACUUUCCUGAUCCGUUUACUAAAGAACAAGAAGAGAAGAUAUCUGAAUUUAGCGAAAGAAUUUCAAAAAUUUUACGAAAGUUUAUUGCCACAAUAGCUAACCUUGAUUUAGAGAAAGGUUCUUCUCAACUCGAUGAUGCAAACGCAGCAUUCAAAGAAAAUUCUAAAAACGACAUGCCUGGCAAAUUCAGGAGAGAAGUGAACAAAUUACUCCAAAAAAUUACUACGAAAUCAGAUUAUUCAGAUAAAUAUUCUUCCACAUAUGUGCAUUUUGGUUCAAGCAAUUGCACUGGUGACAAAAAAACUGUCACUAUUCACCCAGGAUAUGUAGCCUCUUCCCCUCGCAACCAACUCGGAGGAGGUUUCAAUUAUCUUUGUAUGCCGCAAAAACCGGUAACAAAAAUUUCAGGAGAUGAUCCCAAAGUUGGCAACCUCAGUUUGAUUGCUGGUGUCAAAUAUGGCCUAUUGGAAACAAAGCCUAAAAGUUUAAUUGACAUAAAAUCAGUUUUACGAGGUGUCAAGUGCGCUGUAUGUUUGGUAGAGAGACAGGCUUUAGUUACUUUUCCAGGCGAGGAAGAAUGUCCUGAAAAAGGUGGCUGGAAAACGCAAUAUUCCGGGUACAUGAUGGCCGCAACAGAUUUAGAGAGGUCAGAGACUGUAUGUGUCGACCUCACGUUAGAGUCUAAUCAAGACAAUUACAUGGGUAUUCACGACCAAAGUCUCAAUUUCGCUGUUGUAAAACAAGCAGAUGGAAGUCUUGGAUUUAUACCUUGCGUUGUCUGUUCUAAAUAAAAUUUAUUGAUAUAAAUUUCA
Messenger RNA from Parasteatoda tepidariorum (common house spider), 1803 nucleotides. The record is from RefSeq and is a predicted model, not a curated record. NCBI's taxonomy places the organism in Eukaryota, Metazoa, Arthropoda, Arachnida, Araneae, Theridiidae.